This is a messenger RNA of Condylura cristata (star-nosed mole), 2112 nucleotides long. RefSeq names its product nuclear speckle splicing regulatory protein 1 (gene NSRP1). Gene Ontology annotation, biological process: regulation of alternative mRNA splicing, via spliceosome. The transcript has 7 exons. Bases 33 to 1706 code for a protein of 557 amino acids. NCBI's taxonomy places the organism in Eukaryota, Metazoa, Chordata, Mammalia, Eulipotyphla, Talpidae. The record is from RefSeq and is a predicted model, not a curated record.
CGUCGGCCACGCUCAGCGGAGACGGGAGCAAGAUGGCGAUUCCGGGCAGGCAGUAUGGGCUUAUUUUGCCAAAGAAAGCACAGCAGUUGCACCCUGUUUUGCAAAAACCAUCAGUAUUUGGGAGUGAUUCUGAUGAUGAUGAUGAGUCCUCUGUGAGUGAAAGCCUUCAGAGGGAAGCUGCUAAGAAACAAGCAAUGAAGCAGACCAAGUUGGAAAUCCAGAAGGCCCUUGCAGAAGAUUCUACUGUAUAUGAAUAUGACAGUAUUUAUGAUGAAAUGCAGAAAAAAAAGGAGGAAAAUAAUCCCAAAUUGCUUUUAGGACAAGAUCGAAAGCCCAAAUAUAUUCACAACUUACUAAAAGCAGUUGAGAUCAGAAAAAAGGAACAGGAAAAAAGAAUGGAAAAGAAGAUACAGAGAGAGCGAGAAAUGGAAAAGGGAGAAUUUGAUGAUAAGGAGGCAUUUGUGACAUCUGCUUAUAAGAAAAAACUGCAAGAGAGAGCUGAAGAGGAAGAAAGAGAAAGGAGGGCUGCUGCACUUGAAGCUCGUUUGGAUGUAACCAAGCAGAAAGAUCUUAGUGGAUUCUAUAGGCACCUACUAAAUCAAGCAGUUGGGGAAGAAGAAGUGCCUACCAGCAGCUUUCGUGAAGCCAGGUCUGAGAUAAAGGAAGAGAAACCUAGGGGUUAUUCUGAUGAAGUAAGUUCAGAGAAAAGAAUACCACAUGAGAAAUGCAUUGUUCAAACUGUUGUGAAAGUAAAGGAUAACCCAGAUGCGGACAGUGAUUUUGAUGCUAAAAGCAGUGAGGAUGAUGAAAUGAAAGAAAAUAUUGUGAACUGCAGAAGAGAAAGACACACAGAAGACACUAAGAGGAACUUCAGACAUCACAGGAAUCUAACACAUUCACGAUCAUCUAGUGAAGAAAGAGAGCAUGGUACCAAACACCACACAAAAAUUUCCAAGUCAAGAGGGCAUGAGAAAAGGGAAGAUCAGCACCAAGAGAAACAAUCCAGGGACCAGGAGAACUAUCACACUGACCGUGAAUACUGGGAAGAAAGGAAGGAUUCUCAUAGACACAAAGAGGCUAGUCACAGAGAGUCCCACUGGAAGCAGCAUGAACGGGAAGAUAAAUUGAGGGGGAGAGGUCAAAGAGAAAGAAAUGACAGAGAACAGAAAAGGGAGAAAGACAGAGAGAAAUAUCCACCAAGAGAACACGAAAGAGGUAGAGAAAGUGAUCACAACCGACAUAGUGAGAAAGAAAGAGAAAAGGAAGAAAGAAGCAGAGAAAAGAACGAGCAUAUGAAAACAAGGAAAGAACGAUAUGAAAACAAUGAUAAAUACAAAGAUAGAGAAAGACGAGAAGUAAGUGUUCAAUCCUCAGAAAGAAAUCAAGACAGAAAAGAAAGAAGCCCAAAAGAAACAAAGGAUAAGUUUCUUGAUCAGGAAGGAUCCAGUAAAAUGAGAAGCAUGGAAAAAGACAAAGAAAGAAAGCCAGAGAAACGCUCUAGUUCUGAAAUAUCACUGGGAGAAAAACAUACAGUUGCAGAAGAAAGCCAAGAGCUGGGCAAAGAACAAGAGAGACCAACUGAGACAGUCAGCAAGUUUGCAAAACGUAACAAUGAAGAAACUGUAAUGUCAGCUAGAGACAGAUACUUGGCCAGGCAAAUGGCACGCGUUAAUGCAAAGACAUAUAUUGAGAAAGAAGAUGAUUGAUGACUGCCUCAAUAAAAAGACCUGGUGAAAGUUCAGAAAAUUAGUAACUCCUGGAACAUGUGAUAAGACUACAAAAGAGUGUGUUGACAGUGGUUGAGAGGAUAUUUUUUAAUAUUUUUAAAAUCCACUUUUGGUUUAAGGUUUAAAGCAAAAGUAAAACCUUUUAUCUUAAAUGUUUGAAUUGGUGUAUAAUAUUUACUUAUCAAUGCCACAUUUUUUAUUGUGAAACCACAUUUUUGGUUGUGAAAUGUAAACAGUGCUGUGUCCUAUAGGUACUUAAUGAGGAAAAUUGGUUCUACAACAACCAUCAAAAUUUAUUUAAAUGGCUCUCUCCUAAUGUUUUGUUGUAGGAGCUGUUUUUAUAGGUAUUAUAUUUCAAGUAAAAAUAUAUGAUUUGAACAACUUG